This is a messenger RNA of Enterobius vermicularis (human pinworm), 981 nucleotides long. NCBI's taxonomy places the organism in Eukaryota, Metazoa, Nematoda, Chromadorea, Rhabditida, Oxyuridae. The record is from the annotation of a GenBank genome assembly.
AUGUGUUUUCAGCAGUCCAGAAUCAUGGCUCAUCCAGAACGUCAUGGGACGAUUAAAAUGAACCCAAAUUUUGACCCAGAACUUGCAGCUGCUGCUUUGGAAAAGGCAAUGAAAGGGUCGGGGUGUGACAAACAGGCGAUUGUUCAGCAACUCUUAAGCUGCUCGAACGCUCAAAGACAAAUGAUACGUACACCUUUCAAGACAAAAUACGGCAAGGAUUUAGUGGAUGAAUUAAAAAAAGAACUUUCUGGUGACCUCGAGAAUGUAGUUGUGGGUUUGAUGGAAACGCCGACUAAAUUCGACGUACUACAGCUAUAUAACGCAAUGAAAGGCCUCGGUACUAAAGAAAGUGUUUUAAUCGACAUCGUUUGCUCACGAACACCAAGUGAAUUGGCUGCGAUCAAAAACGAAUAUAAGGAUGAAUACAAUAAAAGUCUGGAGGACGACAUCGUCGGCGACACAAGCGGUGAUUUUAAAAAUUUGCUGGUGUCCCUCCUGCAGGGCAAGAGGGACCCAAGCUAUCAUGUUGACAUUAUGAAAGCUCGCGAAGACGCCAGAAAAAUGUUUGGAAGCAAAAAGGAAAAGCCGGAUAAGAGCGUAUUCAAUGACGCAUUUGCAAACCAAAAUGUGCAUCAGUUAGCGCGCAUAUUCAGUGAAUUUCAAAGCAUUCAUGGAGAAACGAUCCAGACUGUGAUAAGUAGAGUAUUCAGCGGUGAUGCUAGAGAUCUGUACUCUCAUUUAGCUGACUUCAUACAAAACAAACCACGAUUCUUUGCUCGUCAGCUUUACGAGGCGAUGAAGGGCUUGGGCACCCGAGACACUGAUCUCAUCCGCAUAAUAGUGUCACGUUCUGAAAUCGAUUUACAGGAUAUUCGUGAGGAGUUCGAGAAGGUAUACAAGAAACCGCUGUCCGAAUGGCUUACUUCUGAAUGCUCAGGAGUGUACCGUGAUGCUUUAGUAGCGAUUGUUAAUGGAAACUAA